GAGGCCUGGUGGGAGGAGGCAGACUGGGCUGGCUGCAUCUGGGCCACCCACAGCCACCAGCAGACCACUGCUCUGCCCAGGGUGAGCAGAGGAGCAGCCCAGGUGUGCCGGCUCCGUGCGCCCUCAGGAUGCCGCCCCCACCGGUUCCGGGGUCCCUGGCCCUGCUGGACACCACAGAAGGGUUUGCCAGAAGGAAGAGGACCUCCCUGUGGUUUGUAGGGUCCCUGCUACUGGUGUCUGUCCUCAUACUGACCAUCGGCCUUGCUGCCACCACUAGGACGGAGAACGUGACCGUGGGAGGCUACUACCCAGGCAUCAUUCUGGGCUUCGGUUCUUUCUUGGGAAUCAUCGGCAUUAACCUGGUGGAGAAUAGAAGACAAAUGCUGGUGGCGGCCAUCAUAUUCAUCAGCUUUGGCGUGGUGGCUGCCUUCUGCUGUGCCAUCGUGGAUGGCGUGUUUGCUGCACAACACAUCGAACCACGGCCCCUCAGUAUGGGAAGAUGUCAGUUCUACUCUAGUGGGGCAGGGUACCUGUAUGACGUCUACCAGACAGAGGUCACCUGCUACUCCUUCAAUGGCAAGUGCCAGCUGAAGGUGAGGAGCAACACCUGCUACUGCUGUGACCUCUACGCCUGCGGGAGCAUGGAGCCCUCGCCCACCUAUUAUGAGUUUGUGGGCGUGCGUGGCUGUCAGGACGUGGUCCACCUCUACCGGCUGCUGUGGGUCUCCACAGUGCUGAACGUCUUGGGCCUGUGUGUGGGCAUUGUCACGGCUGCAGUCCUGGGGGCCUUCAAGGACAUGGUCCCUCUGACCCAGAUGGCCUGCAGUCGGUCCACUGCGCCUCAGAUCCUCUACGACCCUGCCCAGCAGAUACUGGCCUACACAGGCUUCUGCCCACCGCCCCCAAGCGUGCCAACCUGCUCGUCCUACCCGCUGCCCCUUCAGCCCUCCAGCAUCCUCUCGGCCUCAGCCUCCACUGACCUCCGUCCGCCUGAGGAUGUGCAGCCUCCCUCUCAGGGCUCCCACCAUGGGCCUCCACCCCAUGCCCCAACGCCCUGUGUGCCAGCCUACUGCCUCUCGGGGGAGAAGCCACCCCCCUACGCACCCUGACACUGGGUGGCAGAAUGGAAAGUGACUUGGUUUUGCUUGUUUCUUAAAAACGCCACCUCUAGAAAUCCUGCUUCAGCAGCUGACCCUCUAGAGGGCUGGAGAGUGUUCUGGAAGGCUGUGCCCUCCUCCCCUUCAGGGGCCCAUCCUGAGCCACGAAUGAAGGUGGAAGCUGAGUCUGGCCAACGCCCGUGGCAGCCCUGCUUCUGCCUCUCUUAGCACGAAGCCAACACCAUAGGCUCAGCCCGGCCUCCUUGGGUGAAAGGGGCUGCUCUGACACCUGCCAUCACUCACCAAGCCACAGAUUCAUUCCCUGCCUUCCUCUUAACCUCACUCCUUAAGGAAAAGUGUAGAUUUUUGUAUUUGUGUGUAAGAUGGGCCGGGACCCCACCUGACCCUUAGUGCCCUGUUCUACUGACAUUUGCUUGGAAAGAAAAGCUGCCUCCAACCCUGCUUCCAAAGGCCUGCACUCGAGGCCUGUGUCCUCUUGCCCACUCAGUGCUGGGACACAGAUCUGCCACCCUCGUGUCGAGGCCCAUCUGCCGAGUGCUGCCUGGGGCCCUGGGGUCCUGUGCUGCUCCUCACACUGCCCAGAGACUGCCCACCUGCAGCUUGCCACCCGGGCGCCAUCGAGCCUCUGAUCUCUGUUCAAGGGGAUGCCAGCGCAGACAGCCCGGGACCCAGGUCUCCCUGCUCUGUCAUGCACUGAGGGUCCCAUGUGUGGCCACCCUGCCAGCACAGGUGAAGAGACCAGAGAGUGCUCGCUUUCAGAGAUGGCCAGGUCCCGACCGACGGCGCAGAGUCCCUGCAUGAGCUGUGAGCCAUCGGAAUGCGCCCCAGCGUGCGCACAUGCUGUGCGGAUUCCCUGCGGCCAGAGCGUCCUGGAAAUCAUCCAAUGCAGGGACAGGCGAGUCCGCCCCAGGACGGUCGCAGAGGGACUCGGCACCUCUCCGUCCACCAGAAGGAGGGCUAGGAGGAGAGGCCAGCUCUUCCUGCCCCUCCCCUGCUUCGCGGGGUUCCCGGGGUGCCCAGGCACACAAUAAACCU
This is a messenger RNA of Sciurus carolinensis (gray squirrel), 2153 nucleotides long. RefSeq names its product transmembrane protein 255B (gene Tmem255b). The transcript has 9 exons. Lineage: Eukaryota; Metazoa; Chordata; Mammalia; Rodentia; Sciuridae. The record is from RefSeq and is a predicted model, not a curated record. Bases 129 to 1109 code for a protein of 326 amino acids.